AUGAGCUUGUCGGGUCAUAAAGGGUGGCUGCCGCGUGAAGGUUUCACGGCGGACGUCGUCGGGCGCAUCCUGUCUUCCACUCUCCUGGCACCAUCGGUGACGAUACCUCUAUUGCUCGUCGCUAAUUACACCGCCAAAGGAAAGGAGCUGAUCGCUGAGCGACCUCGCGUGUUUACUGCGUUGAAGGCACUCGUAUCAAUCGGCCUGCUAGGCGCCGUGAACGGCUGGCUUAACCGUCGUGCUCUAAACAACUGGGUUUCCGACGAAUUUGUCUGGAGGCGGGAAAUUGCCUUGAUCACUGGUGGCAGCGAUGGCAUCGGACAGCGAAUUGCUCUCCUCCUUGCCCGCCGCGGUCUCAAGGUUGUUGUCCUUGACGUCCAGCCGCUGAAAUAUCAAGCACCAGCAAACAUCACUUUCUACAAGUGUGACAUCACCUCCACCGCGGCCGUCGCUGCGACAGCUGCAGAAAUCCGCGCAGACGUUGGCGAACCAACCAUCAUCGUCAAUAAUGCCGGCAUUCUGAGGACGCGACCUCUGCUUCAAGGAACGGAGGCGGAGACCCGACUUGCCUUUGAGGUUAACACUCUCUCGCACUAUGUAAUGGCGCGUGAGUUCCUGCCCUGCCUGAUCCGCCAGAACCAUGGGAUGCUGGUGACGGUGGCUUCACAGGCUGCACACGUCGCAUGCGCCAGUAUGGUUGACUACGCCGGCACCAAGGCCGCUGCAUUGGCUUUCCACGAAGGUAUCGCUAGUGAGAUGAAGAUACGAUACAAAGCCCCCAAAGUACGCACAGUAGUCAUUGAGCCAGGUUUCUGCAAAACAAGCCUCAUCGAUGGCAUGUCAUCGGAGGAUUCAUGGUUCCACCCGCUUCUUCACCCUGACACGGUUGCAGAACGGACGGUUGAGCAGAUAUUGACCGGAUCUACUCGUCUGCCCCUGCCGGCAGCCAACCACGGAUUCUUCCCGGCCGCUCAGCCGUGGGUCGACUUGUUUACCGUUUACCAGCCACCGGACAACCAGCUUCAGGUCGGUAAACAAACACCAAAGUCGACGUUCUCACUACCACGACCACACACCCUCUCUCAGGCUGUCUCGUCCAGCGGCCGGCUCCAAUUCACACUCAAGAUGUUUAGAAGCCUUCUGGGAACGCAGUCGAGCAGUCGAUCGUCGGGCUCUAAAUCAUCUAGCCGCCACCGACAUCGUCGAGACCGCGACGACGACGACGAUGAUGACAGCCGCUCAAAAACUUCAUCGCACUCUCACCACCGUAAAUCCUCACGCCAUAGCUCGUCCUCCUUGGUACACAAGUCCUCACGAAGUGACGAUCGUGAUGCGGACAGACAUUCGAGUUCGAGGCGAUCCUCGCGACGACACGAGGAUCAAGAUGAUGGCGCACGAUCCAUUGUAGCAGCCAGUGAGGUAGCCUCUGAGGCUCCUUCGCGUACAUUGGAUGGUGCGAGAAGUGUGAUUGGUGAUGACCCUGAUGACCAUUACAGAGAGCGGAGGUCUCGCAGGAGACGACAUGAUGAGGACGUGGAAGAAGAUUCGCGAGACACACCACGUCGCGAGAGAGAUAGAUAUACCGACGAACGGAGGUACCGUGAUGAUGCUCCUUCUACUGUGGGAUCGGAUUUAUGGGACACAUCACGACGGGAUAGAGAUACCCUCCCAGGCGAACGAAGACGCCGCGAUGAUAUUUCUUCGACAACAGAACCAGAUAUAUCAAGACGGGACAAAGACCGAUACGACGAUGAUGAUAGGAGAAGAAGUCGACGGCAUGAAGAAAUAAAACCCGAUGAGAGAUACGAACCAUCUGCACGCUCUGAGCGACGUAGCAGGACUCUAAAUGAUCGAGGCAUCUCUGACGACCAGCCCAUCGAGCCAGCUAGCCGGGGUCGAGCUGGUACUUCUGGUAACGAGACGACGCGCUCUCCUUUAUACCCUACUGAUACCAACUACCCUCUACCUUCGACAUCUGGUCCUGGCUCCCUACCACAACAUCAAUCUAACUACCAUCCAACAUCGGGUUCCUAUCCACCCCCAGAGGGCUCGCAACUGCCGCAAACGAUCGGUUCAGCGGCUGAAUACUACGGCGACCAGGGCCAGUCUGUUCCCAGCCAGCCCGGAUUCACACCGAGCGCCAUCUCCCCCUCCCCAGGACCUGAAUACGGGCCUCCCACCAUGACACAGUAUGAACAGCACGGGGAUGGGCCGCAUGGGCCGCCUCAACCUAGCACUGGUGCCGGUGUGAUGGGAGGAAUGGCUGCCGGAGCCGCUGGCUAUGGUAUUUCUUCAGCCAUGUCUGGAGGAUUGCCUCAUACCGGGCCUUCUAACAUGUCACCUACCAUGCCAGGAAGCAUGCCAUCUGAUAUGCCAUCUAACGCGAUGCCCGGGAAUUACCACGAAUCUCCAACCGCUUAUGCACCACCAGCAUAUCCCGAGACUCAGCCUCAACAUCAUUCAUCUUCGAAUCACCAUUCAUCAUCACAUCACCAGUCAUCCUCACACGGUGGGCUUGCUGCUCUUGGAGCAACGGCUGGUCUCGCAGCUGCAGCUGGCCUAGCAGCAAACGCGCACCACAACUCGCACCACAAUUCUCACUACAACACAAAUCACAAUUCACACAACUACGGCGCCUCGCAACUAAGCUCGCACCAUAUGCCCCAGCAACAAGAGAUUGGAGGUUUUCAACAAGGAACUCUGGCAUAUCAUAAGCGCCACCAUGGGCCCCUUAGCAAGUUUGUUGACUUUUGGCGAGACCCCGAAGGCGUGGCACAGUUUGAAGAAUAUUCAGAAAUCACAGGGAUUUGCAAGUACUGCUUCGAGCCAGGAACAACCUCUCGUGAUGCACCACGCAAGCAUCGAUAUAGGCGAAGACCUUCCAAUGAAAGUUUUGGUGGUAGGUCUAGAGUUGAUAAGCUCAGUCGCUAUGGCUCCUCCGAGGAUGAGGGUCACCACAAAAGCUCGAACCGCAAAUCUUGGCUUGCUGCUGGUUUAGCUGCCUAUGUGGGCAAGACACUCUUUGAUAAGAGGAAGAAGGACCGUCGUGAUCGGUCUCCGUCCAUUCGCCGUACAAAAUCAUCAUCAACCUCGAGCAUAGGAGGACCUAAAACCGCUUCUUACGGACAGACCGCUAUAUCAGAUCGCUCUUACCCACCUUCUACUAUAGCAGGCGGGCAGAGAAUUGAUAGGUAUGAUUCUAGAAGCGAUUUUUCCAAGUCAUCCGUGUCAGGCCAUUCGAGGUCUAAGUCCGAAGGAUACCUCCUACGCGAUAGAUCACGCUCGUCGUCUGGUGACCGUAAAUCUAGGUCUGGUCUGAAGACUGCGGCUAUCACAGCGGGAGCGCUUGGUACGGCGGCAGCGGUAUCGUCGAUGGGCCACGGACACAAGGAGAGACGGGUACGUGGUGGUAGUAGGAGCAGGUCACCUAGGAAACCUCGUCGACGAUACUCGUCUUCUAGCUCCUCCAUUAUCGACAUAUCACGGCCUCCUGCUAGGAAAGGGUUAGCCAGCUUCUCAACCUUCUUUAGCGCGCCCUCAGAGAAAUCCAGAACCCGUCGUGCCAGUCCUCGCAAGAGACAAAAGGGAUUUUUCGGCCUUGGAUCAACGUAUUCGUCGUCAGAUGACGGUGACCUUGCAUUUGGCUCCGGUUUCCUUAAAUCACGGACUCCGAAAAAGGGAAAGGGCCGGAAGCGUGAUGAGAAUAUUGAUGCGAAGCUCCUAGGCCUGGGUGCUACUGCAGCUGGGCUUGCAGCUACAGCCUCCAUCGCAAAUGGUAGGCGACAGCAUGGCCUCGUGGCAGUCAAGGAACGAAAAUCGAACAACAAGCACAAAACUUCUGCAGAUGACAACUGGGAAUCUGUAUCAGAUGAGUCCUCUUCAGGGUACUCAGGUCUAGCAUACGGAGGACCGUCAUCACGUAGCCGAGACUCGUUCACAUCAGACUCCGGGACUUCGAAAUGGGGAUGGCGCUGGGGGAAUUCCCGAAAAAAGAGACGACAAUCUCCAACCCUCCCCUAUAAACCUGAUACAAACGGACGAAAUUCCCAAGCCUCAUAUCCUCCGCCCUCCAGCAGCUUCACCAGCCUUCCUUCCAUGCAAAAUGUGGAGCCAAUCCCAGCUUCCGAACAAUCUUCCACGCAACCCUCCCGCAACCCGCGCCAUUCCUCCUCAACUGGUAUUCCAAUAUCAUCCUAUGACACGACAAGCCCGAUGUAUAUCUCCCAUUCCCAACCCACCGAAGUCGACCAGCCAAAACCCGUAGCUCCUAUCUCUAGCUCACUCUACUCUCACACGGAGCCCGAAGCCGCAAAAUCGAAGCAUGUCUUUAAAGAAAUUGCACCAGCGGCUGCAGCUGCAGUGGCUGGCGCGGCAUUGAUUGGGACCGCACAUGAAUAUUACACCGACCACCCUCUGAAAGACUCUGUAGGGAGUAUACCAGCAGAGCAACACCAGACUAAGGAUAUCGUUUCACCACUAGUCCCAUCACCCGGGAGUAGUCGAGAGCACUAUGAUACUAAACUCCCCAAGGAGACGGUUAGUGGUAUAGGCGCAGACAAGUAUCGGAAAAAGGAAGCAAUACCAGCUGCACCUAUUUCCUUACCGGGAAAAUACGAUCAUGAGCCAGUGGCGGGCUUUUCUGGUGAUAUAGGAACAGGUGUGGAUAAAACUAGAAAAAGGAGAGACCAUUUUGACGAUAGUGAUUUACCAGCGAAGAAGAUGGAACGCAGAAGGCGAGAUUCUUCCCCAGUCCUCAGCAGCCAGCAAUCCUAUAUCUCAAGAUCGGACCUACCCAAACGCAGCUCGACGAUCAAAGGCGUCCAAUUCGAAUUGACAAAAGAACAGCAAGAUAAAGAGAUGCGUCAGCUAGAGCUGGACGGCAGGAGAGAGCCCCGACGAUACCAACGGGACGACGAGCCUGUGUCAGACUCAGAGAUCCGGAUAACCAAACCCAAGCGCUCUCGCCGCCGUGAGGGAAGGGACAUUUCCCCGCCACCCGCGGAAACAUUUGAGGACCAGCUAAGUGAAAAGGACACUGGCUCAUCUCAUCCAUGGGCUCUGCCUACAGGAGUUGCUAUCCCUGUCACCGCGGCCGCCGCUGCAUUCGCAGCUGAUCACAUAUCGGAUGCUCAAAAGCGUAAAAAAGAAGAGCCCCCCGAAGAGCGUCGCAGAGACCGCGGUAGCUACCCCGAAUCUGACAUGGGAUCAUCAACGGCAUCAGGGAAGCGUUUCGACCUUCCUGAUGAUGAUAUCGUUGUAGAGCCUGAGGAGGUAGUCAAGAAACCAACCCGAAAGCCCAGAAGCAAGCCAACUUAUGAAAGCUAUGCCGACUACUUCGCUCCCCCGGAGCUUCGCCGUGAAUCUAGCGCUGAGUCAAUCCCUGAUUCGACGCCGACAGCUACAUCGGGAGCUGCAAAAUUCCGUGUCAUUAAACCCCGUGGCGCGGGACUUGAUAGUGAAGCGCUGCAGGAUGAGCCAGUCAAGAGUACAAACUUACCAUGGCCAGUUCCCCAUUUGAAUGUAAUUGAGCCGACGCCGCCUCAUAGCAGAACCAGUUCCAUUUUGGGAGAUGCCAGCGAGCCAAAGGAACGCGUUGCGGACCCUGUCGUCAUUGUCCCCGAGCCAUCCGCCGUUCACAAUGAUAGAGACAUUGGAGAUAUUGUAGAGCGUGGUGUUCGCGACCCGAAACGGGAUGCAGAUGUAGAGGACAUUGCCAUCCCUACAACUAUUGUGCCUGACGUUGUGGGAGCAUCUAAAAAAUUGGAUGACCAUGAGGAUAUCGAGGUUGUGCCGCGAAAGGUUGGCUCCUACCAGCCUGAAUCUAGUCCUGAUACUUCUUCACCCCCUCACCAUAUGCCUGGUGAAUUUGCCGACGAUAUCGACUUCGCAGCUACUCUUGCUGCUGGUGCUGCCAUGUCAGGUUUUGACCCUGCUAUUGUCACGGAUAACCCAACUUAUCACCGCCGUGUUUCGCCUCCUGGAUCAGAAAGCGAGGAUGGCCUUGGUGGUAUUCGUGAUGAGACGCCAGUAUCCCCCGUUCGAGGUUUUGUUGAAGGAGAAUCCCUACCUACGUCUGACAACGAGGCCGAGAAGGAUUAUUACUCUAAGCGCAAUGAUUCUUUUUACCGAAACAUGGAUGCCUCGACGCAACCGCUACCAGAGCAUGCCUAUCAAGAAAUGGAAACCGCUCAGCCUGAAGAGACCUCUAGCCGCGAAAUACCUGAAAUAUCACCUGGGAAGCUUAGCAAGAAAGACAAGAAAAAACAGAAAGCUGCUAAGAAGAAGGACAAGUCUUCCGGUCAGAAGUCAUUUGAGCCGGAUUGGGAAGAAGGGUCUGCCUACGCUCAAUCGAAACCCUCAGAAGAAUUUUCUCACCUGGUGGAAGCCGCGCCUAUUGAUGAACCAAAACCCGUGGGCAGAAACUUGUUUGAUGUGGAAGAUGCCCCAAGCCAGGAUCGCCGUGGUAUGAAUUUCGAGGAAGCAGUAGAUGAUCGCAAAGGAAAAUCUGCAUACCGGCCUGAGACAUGGCAAGACGCUGAAGAGGAUAUGGCACCUUCAUCUUUGCCUUUGGCCGAUAAUGAGCAUGUUCAAAUAACCCCGGCGAGUAACGGCUCGUCAGCCCGCAAUGUUGGAGAUCGUGAGAUCGAUAAUCGCUCUCACUCUUCAAUGCCAGGGGACUUUGAUGACGUUUGGGCUGACGACGGUACCGCCGACCGAGGAGAUGGUUCUCUCCCUACACCUGCGGAGCCUAUCCCAGCAGAAGAUCCUGAGUUUACUACCGCGCAAAAGUCAAAGAAGUCAAAGGGGAAAAGUAAACGCCGCACCACCGAGGAGGACGAUAUAUUCGCCGAUGAGUUCGUGGAGCCCAGUACUCGCGAUGUAGAAAUAGACGACUCUCUUGACCGCAACACCCAACCUAGUGCUCCAAUGUCAAUCCACGAGGACGAAGGGCUAGAAAGAGGAAAGUCUAAGUCAAAACGCCGCUCAAAACGAUAUAGCGAACUGAUCGAAUCCCAGUCUGAUGUUGUUGGGAGCUCCAGGCCGAAAGAUGACGACGCAUCAAUAGUUUCUUCGUCGCGAGCUAAAUCUGAGACAGCAAAAGAUUACUCAAAUGGUAACGAGAAAAGAUCUGGAGGCCUUUUCGGACUGUUCGGUUCCUCCUCCACCAGCAAUAAGGAGAAGCAUUCAAAAGAGAGAGACCGAUCACCUGCCCCGUCUGAAAUUUCAACAAGCUCAAAGAAAAAGAAGAAGUCGAAAAAAGAUCGCCGUGCUGACGACGAUGAAAUCAAGCCAGAUGACAAUGACCUAGCCACCUCACGAGAUAUCGAGCCAGUAAAUCUAGAUGACGCGGAUUUUGAGGAUCAACAAAAGCAAAAGAGUAAAGACCGGAAAAAGAGUCGUAAAAGUCGAUAUGAACAAAUCGUUGAGUCUGGAAAAGCAAGUGAUGACGAAGACAAGAUUCGCCAUGACACCCGUAGUGCUAAACAACAAGAGGACGAACCUUCACAGAGUGAUCGAACAUCGAGGUCUUUUUUAGGAGGUAGCCCUGAAAUACCGUCCGUUCCCGGUGGUACUUUGGGGCACGACUCUACUCCUGCUGGCGGAGAGCCCGCAAGCAGCAUUCCGACCCCUGGGACAGCAGUUCCUUUGCAGCUGAACUUACCAUCUCGUGGCCGAAGCCGCUCGGUUUGCCCGCUGCCUGGCGAGAAAAUUGUCGACCUUCCUGCUCAAUCCGUCAGCCGGCCUUCGUCUCAAUCACGUUCACCACCAGAUACUGCAAAACGAGUAUCGUGGCGCGGGGGCUUCAGUUUCGGCGACUUCAACAGUUCUCCGACUGCCAUCCCUAUACAACUUCGCCGGCCACCUUCAACCCCUGAUAGAUCAGCCCAUGACACCCAAAUUUCUCCAAGCAGGCCGAAAUCAGGACACAAGCGGCCCAAGUCUACUGAGUUUAAGACGAAUCGUGAGUUUAGACCAUUAUGGCUUGUCGAACGACACACCAGUAAAGCCGAACAGCCGGUGGAGGAAUCAUACCCCUCCCUGCCUUCAAGUAGAUCCACGUCUCGAAUGUCAUCGGUUGAAGAUUUACGGGCCGCUGCUCUUGAUGGCGAAGGAUCUACGGAUUUCUUUUCAACCCCAAGGCGCCGACCAUCAUUACAAGUUGCUACUGACCAUCCUUCUUUUGAUGCAGAUAUUUUGGGUUCCCAGCAAGCCACGCCCACUGCGGCCACAUUUAAACGACAAGAUGCAGAACGAAAGGAGAAACCGAAGUAUGAAUUCCACUCCCCAUCGGAGCUCCUGGAGGACCCAAUGCUCAACGUGGAAAUACCUCGAUCCAUGCCAGACGAGGCACCACAGUCGCCUGAAGGUACUGCAAUACAUGAUGACGAUGUUGGUAUGGGGUUGCAUUAUAUGGACCUGCAGAACUUGCCGCCUUUGCCUGCUUCGCCGGUCGAAGAAGACCUCCCAGUGCUACGGGAGGCUCCUGCUUUAGAUGAAACUUCUGACGUUGAUGAGGGUGUCUCGGCGCCUUCAAGCUCUGAAACUAAUGAUAAAGGCGAGAGUAUUUCAGAAGCAGCAGCAGAGACAAUUUCUACCGAACAGCUUCCACCACUUCCCGACAGCCGCCCAAGCAGCCCCGAUGCCGACAAAGAUGUGGAUAAUGACAUGAUCCCUGAAGAUAUCGACCGUUCUUUGACACCACAGCCGACGCAUCGUGCUGUUGAAGAGGUUUCCUAUGAAACACCCGCUGAAGGCUCAACUUCAGAUACAGCCCCUGUUACCCCUACGGAAAUCCCACUAGCUUACCGUGGUGGUGAGGCUAGCGAAUAUGAAUCAGUCGACGAGGACCACUUCGUAGAUGCCAGCAGCCAGGCGCCCAUGAGCCCAUCCUAUCAAAGAGAGUUACACUCGCCAACUACUCCUACUCGCUUGGCAUCCGAUCACGAACUGCCCGAGGAGAGCGGCAUUGUCACACCUAGCGCUGAGUUUUCGACCCCUGUUGCACCAAAUGAAGAGUCUAUAUCCAAAGACAUCGACCUUGAGUCCAUCGGAACUGCAUAUAAAGACGACGGAGAUCAAAAGCAGCCUGAAUCUGAGGCUGCGAAAGAAGAAGCCCAGGCACCCGAACUCUCAAUGCCAUCAAAAUCUAAAAAGGGCAAGAAAAAGAAGCGGAAGGAUCGCAAUGCGGAGGCUGUUGUUACUGCAUCACCUGUAGAGCCUGAGAUUACAGUUGCUGAAGAACCGAGUACUGGGCCUGUCGCCGAGAUUGAAGCUGAGAGAGAAGUGCCCCUAGAUAGCUCACCGGACUCAAUCCCUGUCACGAAUCCUGAUCAACGCCCAACCGAAGAGGCUGCCUCCAGUACUUUUGCUGAAGAAACCAAGUUAGAGCCGGUGGAAUCUGAACCCGUCGAGCCUGAAUCAGUUGAAUCUGGACCCGUUGAACCCAAAACUGUCGAACCUGAACCCGUCGAGCCUGAAUCAGUCGAAUCUGAACCUGUCGAAUUCAAAACUGUCGAGCCUGAACCCGGCGAGCCUGAAUCAGUUGAACCUGAACCUGUCGAACCCAAAACUGUCGAACCUGAAUCUGUCGAACCCGAGCCUGCAGUACCUGAACCCGUUCUUGAAUCAACUGCGAAAUCCAAGAGCAAGAAGGGCAAAAAUAAGAAAGGCCGAAAGAAUAAAGCUGUGGUAGAAGAGCCUGUUGUGGUAGAGCCUGCUGAAGAGCCUAGCAAGGAACCCGAGGUGCCUCCGUUCUUCAUCUCUACUCCACCAACAGAAGAAAAAGUAGUUGAAGACCAGGGCCAAGAUUUGGAGGCUCCAAUGAGAGAUGUUGAUGAUCAAACAGACAAGCCUGCCUUUGACAUGCAUCAGAAUUUUCAACGUGAUAUCCAAGACGGCGCGGAUGUUAUCCCCGAAGCAAAAAGUAGCCCUCCAGAAAUGGAAAAAGUUCCAAUAGCGGGUGACUCUGCCGGUCCAAUCAUUAACCCUCUUGAGGAAGCAGAAGUUGUCAUUGACCCUGAGCAUCAUGUCUCGGACGUCUUUGAGGAACCUCAUCAUGGUCAUGCAGUGGAGCAUGAAGCCCCAAGUCAACGUGAUUUGCCUUUGGGGGUAGACUCUACUUUAGAAGAAGCUCGUGCAGAAGACACUCCUCUACCCGAGGUGGAUCUUGAUGAAAUCAAUGCCCUCAAAUUUGUCCAUGAAGAACCUGGGCUAGCUGUAACAUCGGUGCAGCUAGAAGAUCCUCCAAAUGAGCCAGCAAUGUCUCUACCUCACAGUCCGCAUCAAAACGCACAGGAUAUCCCACUACCACUACCAGAUCUCGAUGAAGCGAAUAUUUUAGAAGAAAUCAGCCAAGUAGCCGCGGAGGAGCCCACGCAAUUGGACGAUUCUUUAAUGAAUUCGUUAGCUUCCUCGCACCAUGACCAGCUGCCGAUCAAAGACUAUUCGCUUCAUAGGGACGUCGAUGCGAGAGACUUCAGUGAUGAAGUACCGUUAGAUACCACCACCGUUGGAGAACCCGCUUCGACCUCUUCCGGUUACACUAAGGAGCCUGAGAUUCAAGCAUUGGAAUCUUCUUCUACUACAGAGGCGCGUGAAACUCUAGAGGAUAUAGUGGUUGGUAGUCGCUCUCCCGAUCUUGCACCAAGUAACCAAAUAGACGAGAAAGGCGACCAAAGUGAAACCGAUAUGUUCUUUGACACCGUUCAAGAUGUGGAUGCGCCGGCCAAGCUUGCAACCCCGGAUGAGUUGGCGGAUGAAGAGCCGGAACCCACCCCUGCUGAUAGACCUGGAGAGACAGCAGAGCCGGAACCUAAACAAAAGAAGAAGAAAGGAAAGAAGGCCAAAAAGGACCGCAAAAAUGCCACUCCUCCUGAUGUUGAAACACCUACACCUGCGGAACCCACCGCAGAAACUUCUGAAAUACCGGUGAGAUCCAAUGACGCCGAGGAUGCUCUGGUUGUCGCUCCAAGUGAAAUACCUACCGAACCACCGAUGUUAGAAGAACAAUCACUUGAUGUGGAGGAAUCCAAGGCUUUACCCUUGUCAACGGAUGAAGCCGCUAAUGCGGCCGAAGCUGGGUUAGCAGCCAAUGAUAGCCCACCACAUGUGCCUGGCGACAGCAGUUCUCAACUUGAUGUGCGGUCAACAUCGAAGCAAUCUAAAAAGCAAAAGAAAAAGGACAAGAAAAAGCAAAUACCAUCGGCCAAUGCAUCAGAGGAAAUGGUUCCUGAGGCAAGUAACGUCGAGGAGAAUGCUGAGAAUACUGCCUUACCUGUUCAACAGCAAACAGAGGUUAUUGAAGAUAUCGGAGGUGGUCAAUUGAUAGAAAAGGAAGUGGACGACUUCUUAGGUGCUAGUCCUAAUCUUCCGGAGCAGGAGAAGGAUAUACCUGUUGACUCCUCGCUCGAGAUGGGUGAACCGCCCAAGGAGAAUCCAUUGCCAAUAGAUGCUGAGCAUGAGGUGCCAACUCAAUUGACGUCAGGUGAAGCGGGCCUUGUAGAGAAACAUUCGGAUACCGCAAAAGAUGCUGGGGAAAUCGAAACUGCGCAGCCUAAAAGCCUUGUUGAAGAACCCGACCUGCGAGCAGGAGAACUAUCUAACAUUGGGGAAGCUACAAAACCUGCCAAAUCCAAGAAAGAUAAGAAGGGAAAGAAAGGCAAGAAGAACCGAGAAGUGCAGCCUUGGGAAGAUGAAGCGCAGACCGCAGAACCAGCGAAGAGCCCUGAAGACCAACCCCCGAAACCUUUGGAGGACGAACGGGUCAGCAUCGAAAAUUCUUCUCCUGAAUCGCAACCUUUGGAAUCCCUUGGCGAUCAGCCAUUAGGUGCCGAUAAUGCUUCCAUGGAUGCCACGUUCGAGAAACCAUUGACAGCCAAGGAAAAGAAAAAACGGAAAAAGAAUCGAGGGUCAUUAGCUAUGGAAGAGGAAGCCCAGGUCACUGAAUUGUCGGUUGAACCUGUUACGCCUAAAGACGAACCUGGGCCCUCAGGUACCCGUUCAUUGGAAUUGGACAUUGAUGACGGGUACAAAGAAUCCCAACCUUCCGAACCCUUGAGCGAUCAGCCAUCGGCCAUCGGUAAGACGCCAACGGAACCCCAGCCUCUUGAAUCCUCGGGCGAGCAGCCUCCAGGCCUUGAUAAUAGUCUGACUGGGCGUGAGCUCGUGGAAUCAUCGAACGAGCAGGCCUUGCCUGUUGAUGACAUUACGAUAGAAUCUCAGCCCUCAAGAGUCUCAGUUGAGGAGCCACUCGAAGCUGCAGCAGAGCCCCAGGUUUCGGAAGCUUCAAGGGAGCAACAGCCAGUGGACGCGGAUAGUUUUUCCAAGGAGCCAUCUCUCGAAAAAACCUUGUCAGUGAAGGGGAAGAAAAAGAAGAAGAAGAAGAAUCAGUCCCGGGAUGAUGAACCUCAACCCAUAGCGGCAGCCCCUGUCGAGGAUUCACUCGCAGAACCUCAAGAGGAUAAACCGUCAGGGCCCCAGGAGGAGGAUAAACCGUCAGCGCCUCAAGAGGAGGAUAAACCGUCAGCGCCUCAAGAGGAGGAUAAGCUGUUAGAGUCCCAGCAAGAUAAGCCCUUGGAGUCCAUGGAGGACAUGCCGUCAAUGUCUCAGCUCGAUACCGCCGCAGAGUCCGCUAAGGAUCAACCCUCAGGCAUUGACAAUACAGCUUUGGAAACUUCAAUUGAAAAGCCUCUCACAGCCAAGGAAAAAAGGAAGAAGAAAAAGAAAAAGAACCAGUCAAUGCCAUCGGAUGGUGAAUCCCAAGUUAUAGAAACACCAGCUCCCCUAGAAGAUCCACCUGCAGAAUCUCUGGAUGAUAAGCUGUCGGAGCCCCAGGAGCAUGGGCCUCUCGAACCGGUGGAGGAUAAGGACCUUGAAUCUCAGCAGAAUCAGUUCUCGGAGCCCCAGGAGGAUAAAUCUGCACAUCUUGCGGAGGAACAGCCUGCAGAGACGGUGGAGGACAAACCCGCUGAGCUUGUAGAGGAACAGCCUGCAGAGAAAGUGGAGGACAAGUCUACUGAGUUUGUGGCAGAGCCGCCUAUUGAGAUUGAGGAGGAUAUCCCUGCUGAGCUUGUAGAAGCACAGCCUACUGAGAUUGAGGAGAAUAUCCCUACUGAGCUUAUAAAGGACAAGCCUACCGAGCCUUUGGAGGGUACUCCUGCUGAGCCUGUCGAGGAUAUUCCUGUUGAGCCUGUCGAGGAUAUUCUUGUUGAACCUGUCGAGGAUAUUCCUGCUGGGCCGGUCGAGGAUAUUCCAGUUGAACCUGUCGAGGAUAUUUCUGCUGAGCUUCCGAAAGAUAUUCCUGUUGAGCCUACCGAGGAUAUUUCUGCUGAGCUUGCGGAGGAUGUUCCUACUGAGCCUGUCGAGGAUAUUUCUGCUGAGCUUGUGAAAGAUAUUCCUGUUGAGCCUAUAGAAGGUAUUUCUGCUGAGCUUGCGGAGGAUGUUUCUACUAAGCCUGUGGAGGAUGUUCCUGUUGAGGUUAUAGAAGCACAGCCUACUGAACCUGUGGAGGAUAUUCCUGCUGAGCUUGUGGAAGAUAAGCCCGCAGAGGUCAUUGAGGAACGGCCUGACCUUGUAGAGGCGCAGGUUUCAGGCAUUGACAAGGCUACUACAGAAACGCCAAUUGAAAGGCCACUCACUGCUAAAGAAAGGAAAAAUAAGAAGAAGAAGAAGCAGGGUCAGUCGUUGCCCUUGGAAAAUGAACUUGAAACCACGGAAGCGCCAGCCCCUCUUGAGGAUCUACCCACUGGCCCUCUAGAAGAUCAACCCGUUCUGGAAACGCCAACUGCAAAACCUCUUACAGCCAAGGAAAAGAAAAAGCAGAAAAAGAAUCAAAAGCAAAAGUCUUGGGACGAGGAACCCCAGUCCAUAGAAGCAUCAGCAACACCCGAAACUCCUCUUGCGGAAGAUCUAACGGAUCAAGCUUUGGCAGCCGAUACCACCCCGGUGGAAGAGGCCCUUGAAAACCCGUUGUCAGCGAAAGAAAAGAAAAAGAAAAAGAAGAAGGGCAAAGAACAGAUGACUUUGGAGGAUGAGCCUGAACCUAUAAAAGAGGUACCACCGCCAUCCGAGAGUCUCCCUAUGGAGCCCCUGGGCGACAAGGCUUUGGAUAUCGAUACAACGGUAGAAGAAGCUCCUGAAAAACCGCUGUCGGCAAAGGAGAAAAAGAAGAAAAAGAAAAAGAAUCAAGAAUCUCUUCCGUGGGAAGGCGAACCCGAACCUAUAGAAGCAUCACCACCUCCAGAAAAUGCAGCUGUUGAGCCUUCAAGUCAGGAGGCUCUAGGCAUCGAGAACGUAUCGAUAGAAACCCCCUUUGAGCAACCUUUGACUGCCAAGGAAAAGAAAAAGGCGAAAAAGGGCAAGAAAUCAAAGCAGGCAUUGGACUGGACGGACGAGGUACCUCAGGCUUCUCAGGACGCUAAAGAUGCCCAACCGGAGACGCCAGUCCCAACCGGCCUUGAUGUUUUACCAGAGCCUACAUCAGCCAUGGAACCUGUGCCGGAAGGGCAUGCUAUGGAACAACAGCACGAAGAUCAAACAGGGCAGACAACCGAGCCCCGUUCGAUCGACCAAGGCACAGAUGAUAUGGAUGUCGACCGACCAGAUGCUAUCACAACUGAGCUCGGACGUGACGGUGGUGGUGAUAGUAGGAUUGGUAACCCAGACGUGGACGGUAAAGAAUUUCAGCUCUCUAAAUCUAAGAAGAAGAGUAAAAGUAAGAAAAAGGCUAAAGUUUCUGGUUGGACUGAUGAAAUUCCGCCUACGCAGGUUGACAAUGAACCUGCAAUCCCUCCCAUGGAGUUUGAGCCCCAGCAGCGAUCGUUAUCUUUCAAUGAAGAACCUCCCAAAGAAUUUGACACAACUACCGAUGCCCCGGAUCCUUUAUUACGAAAUGUUCUCCCAAGCAAUUCUCCAGCUGUCCCCGCGGAAUCGAAGCUAUCAGACUCCUUGAACGACUUUGAUGUACCCCCCAUGGAUGACAUAGCCACCAUCGAGGACCCAACAUCCACUGCCGAUGAUGAAGUUGCUAAUGCCGGAACAGUCCCUCUGCUAGCAUCAUUGGAGGAAGCCGUGGAGCCAGAAGAAAACUUGGACGAAACGGUCAAAGAAGGUAUUGAAACGCCCAAGGAAGUAAAGAGCACCGGACCCGGGCAAUCUCUCGAUGAUGGGACUGAAGAAAAUGCCCAAGAGAGCGCCGCUGAGAAUCCUGCCAAUGAAAUAUCACCUGAUGAGAAUAAAGACUUAACAUCAAUCGGUCUAGGGGAUACUCCUAUCGAACCUUUGCUACCUGAGCCACAAGAACAAUCGAGCUCCCCACCUCCAUCGCUCAGCACGCAUGCAUGGCCCUCUACCGAAGAUCAGUCCGAAAUUUUAACUGCAGCAAAGGGACCAUCAGACGAGACUUGCGGUGAAUCCAUGGCCCAGCAGGAACCAAUGGCCAUCGGGGAAGAAACGGCGACCCUGGAAUCUGAGCCCACUGACCUCAUGGAAUGCAAAGAAUCUCAUGACGACCCAGUCCUAGAUCAACCCCCAUCCACCGAAUUCUCCCAUUCUGCGCCAACAGACACAGUCCCUGGUGAGAUCAUGGAAGAGACUCUGUUUAAGGAUCCAAAGCCAGAACCAGAUUUAUCUCUUGACUCCCCCAAACAACCAAUCCCCGAUGCCCGCCAUUAUUCAGCCUUCCCCCUUGACAACGCUCAGGAAGAAAUUCCAGCGAGUCCUAUUCCUCACACCGAAAUGGUCACUGACGAGCAACCAUUCCAACAUGGCGGAAAGGGUAAGAAGAAAAAGGAUAAAAAGAAGAAGAAGGCUGUUGUAUUGGAGGAAGAGGCCCCUGCUGCCCCCGAAAUGCCAGAGAGCAGCAUGGAAAGGCUACCUGAAGAGCCUAACGUUCUGGAGCCAGCCAUUGUUGAUCCCGAAACACCACCGCCCCGGACCCUGUCCAAGAAAGAACAGAAGGCAGCCAAGAAGAAGGGCCGAAAAGCUUCAGUUGAUGUCCAAGAAGAGCCCUCCAAGAACGAUACCGAGGAGCCCAGUCUAAUUUCACGGGGGCUAGAUAACGUGGCUGAUGUUGACGAGGAUACAAAUUUCGACAAAGCAGCCAUUGCACCCAUGCCUGAGGGAUUAGAUGGGCUUGCUAAAAGCUCAACCAACGAAUUGGAAGAACCCUCUGCUCUAACGGACACGUCCGUUGAUCCAAUCGCGGCAGCGGAGGCCUCUCAGCCAACCUCACGCUCACUGGAUGACAAUUCUGCCCCGUCAGGAGUCCCUACUGCAACGACGGAAACGAACGACGAAUUUGCAUGGGGGGGUUCCAGCUCAACGAAAAAAUCGAAAAAACAAAAAAAGCAUGGUAAAUCUGUGAUGGCUUCGCUGGUAGAGCCUGAUGUUUCCAACGAUGCGACAGGAACUGAACCGGGAACAGAACGAGGAAAUGAAGGGGAGAAAGAAGAGAUUUCGCAGGAACCUAUUGUAUCGGGACGAUCCUCCAAGAAAAGCAAGAAAAAGAAAAGGAACGUUUUCGACUCCACGAGAGGCGAUGUUGACAAUUCGAUUGAAGAAGAAAAGAAAGAAAUCGAGCAGCCUACCACGGAACCCCCCGUAGCUGAUCCUGAGGUUGAUAUGCCUGUUGCUAGUGAGGUUGAAGCUCAUAGAGAGGAUGAGGUAUGGCCAACUAUUGACUGGGACCAAGUCCAAGAAAAUGUAUCUAAUACUAUUCCGUACCCUCAGGUUGAUAACGAACGAGAGGUGGAGACGGCGUCAUUGGAUCUACAGCUUUCAGGCGACCAUGAGGUGACGAACGAUACCCCCGAACUUCACCACCAGGACCUUCCAGACUCAGCGGCAGAUGAUAUUGGAGAUUUCAACGAAGACGCAAUACCCAGGGAUGAAUAUAAGUCGAUGGGAACGGCACCUAGCAUCCCUAUGGUUGAACAAAACCCAGAGACAAUCGACUUGGGCGAGUCGAAGGAUAUGGAUGAUCUAUACCCAGUCCAACCAACCAAGUCAUCGAUACCUGAGGCUGACGAUACUCAUAUGGAUUCGUCCCCCAAGUGGCAGGAGGUAGAAAGUCCACCCGUUCCCGAUUUGCCUCCGUCUAAGGGAGUGCAUGAUGAAACUGCGUUGACGAAAAGCGAUGGUACCCCUGAACUUGAGGCCGAUUCAGCUAUGGAGAUCGAUGAAACCCCGAAGGACGUACCCCAGGGUCCUGAUGCGCAAUAUCCUCUAGCGAUAGAGGACGACUCUAGAGAGGUGUCUACGGAGGAUUACAUCGCUCUCCCUUUCGUUGGGCAUAUGACGACCGAGGCUCACGAUUCCAAAGACCUAGCCCCAGCGUUCUCAGAUGAUAAAACCCAGCCUAUGGAGCCUAUCUCCACUGAGGAACAAGGCACGGAAGACGUAUUGAUGGGAAAGGAGUGCAGCCUGGAGCCGACAGAGAGGGUGGAAGCCGAAAAACCCGCUGACACUCCAAAGAGCUCAACGCAAGAGGAAGAAACCUGGCCAUUAAAGGAAGCCAAGGGGAAGAAGGGAAAAAAGGGAAAGAAGUCAAAAGAGAAGGGAAAGGGUCGUGAGGAAGAAAAAAACGAAACCCGCGAACUUGAAAUGGAGAUUUUACCAGACCCAUCAAGCACUGAGCCUCAAGAUCUCGCCGGACCCGCUGAAUCAACCCCAGGGCCUGCAUUGGAACCCGCCAUGGAGCCUGCAAUGGAGCCUGCAAAUGAAGAAGUGUUGAUGACGACCAAGGGGAAAAAGGGGAAAAAAUCCAAGGCUAAAAGUCGUGCUGUCGAGAAUAUUGAAUGGGCCGCACCCGAACCACAAGAUCAUCAGGAGACAGCGAAUACUCAAGAUGCUGGAUUUGAGGAUACUGUGAGAAAUCUCGAUUCGGUGCUAGAGCCUUCUACGGAGCCGCAUCAAGAGGAAGAUUUCCUACCCAAUGUUACCAAGAGAAAGGGAAAGAAAUCCAAAGACGCGAACCGACGGGAAGAGGAGACCAAAGCAGCUGAACUGGUAACAGACGAAGUCAAAGAUACACCACUCUCCCAGCUUUCCCCUGAACCCGAGGCUCCAGCUGAAAUCAUCGAGCCAACCUCAGAGCCCUUAAAGGAAAUCCCCGGCCAAGAGGAAGACUUCUUCCCAACCGCUACUAAGAAAAAGGGAAAGAAAUCUAAAGACAAGGGCAAAAAAUCAGCAAAGCCAGAGUCGACAGUCGAAACGGAACAGAGCCCCCAGGAUGCACCUCGUGAACUACCAGUUGAACCGGCGGAUCCUGUCAAAACAGUUGAGCCUUCUCUUCAAUCCCCAAACGAUUUACAGAGCGGGCAAGAGGACGACCUGCCGUCGUUGGUCGUAAGCAAGAGGGGAAAGAAAACCAAGCGAAAGGGCAAAAACCAGGCUUUCGAAGACCCUUCCCCUGACAAUGUAGACGCCCAGCUACCAACACCCGAACCUGAAUCUCAACCUCAACCUGAACCUCAUCCUAUGCCAACAGAAGCUCUGGAGGUACCUGACUGGUCCGAGCAACGUGAGUUUCCAAUUGGAGAUAGCAAUGUCGAACGUCAAGACGCAGGUUUAGUCAAUGACAAUUUGACGACUUCCAGGGAUAUGGAUAUUGAUCUACCUGAGGCUCCCGGCGAUGUUCACAAAACCAUCAAUCAGCCGGUUGAGGAUGUCCCGGUGCAAGACACGGCCGUUUCCAGGUCAAUCGAUGACUUUGAUAGCGAAACGGUGCCACCGACGCCAAAACGCUCGGGAAACGAGGAUCCAUUCUCGGUUGAAUCGAGCUCAAAGGAACGGUCCUCCGCAUUACUCUUUCACUCCUCGCCUUCGACCCGGGAUUUCAGCUACACGACCCCGGUUCGUCCUGAAAGGGAAGAUAGAUUCGAACAAUUCCCGUCCACGCCUACGCCCAAGCACUUGUACAAGUCCAUCGAGCAGGACGAGCCCCUUGAUACUCCCCACGCACUGCUCCCGACUCCCGAAAAGCUGGACGACGAGCCGAGAUCCCUUGAACUGCCCAACUCUCCCCUCGGACAGUCCAGACAGCUCGAACAGGCCAAGUCUUCCCUCGAUCCGCCGUCUCUCUUUGGCGGACCAUAUGGACUCGCCGAAAAGGAGAGAUCGGUCUCCCCCCCCAAGACGCCCCUGGCUCCGAUCAAAGAACACGCCGCGAUCUCACCACCCUUCGAGACGCCGCCAGCGCUGCCCCAGCUGACCCCCGAGGCCACCGCCAUCUACCGCGGGCCCGAGAAGAAGGACACCGUCCGUUCUGGCGCCGCCGUCGACCGCAUCGCCAGCCCGGCGUCGACUCCCCCCAGCCUGCGCCGGGUUAAAAGCAGCCGCAGCACCGACCUUAAAGCGGCGAGCCAACGUGACCUCCGGCGCGGAAGAACCCGCACUCCGUCCCCCAGCCUCCGCGCCGCAGAAGAAGCAGAAGCAGAAGAAGCUCAACUUCCGUCGUCUUCAACCUACGAUCCCGUCACCGACAAGGGCAAAGCGCCGCUGCGAGGCAUGGCCGCUGACGUUUAUGAAGGAUGGGGCGAUGUCCAGGGCACCCCGCCGCUGUCGCCUACGCGCCCGCCCAGUGUGCGCCGACGCCGCAGCUUGCAGCACCUCCAGGACCUCGAGUCCCGUCUGGACCAGCUCGUGUCGGAAAACCGUCUACUGGGCUCGUCCAAGGCCGCUGCCGAAAAGGCCAUUGAGAACCACGCCGUCGCCCAGCGCCAACAUGCGCGCGCACUGGAAGCACGUGACCAGGCGCUGCAAAACAAAGAGCUGGAGAUCCAGAAGCUGCAGAAGUCGUCGGACUGGCUUCAGAAGGAGAUAGCGAGGUUGACGGAGGUCAAUGAAGGGCUUGUGGCCGCCAGCGCCGGGUACGCUGCUUCUCGCGCCCUCGACGGCGGUGACAGCUCCAACUACAAGGAAGAAUGGGAGAAAGCGCAGCAGGAGCUGGAGAAGGCCAGGGCGCAGUACACCCAGCUAUCCUCAGGCCUGGACCAGAUAGUCAAGCACGAAGUCAGCAACGCGCUGGCCGAUAAAGAUGCCGAAAUACAGCUGUUGCGCGACAACCUAGCAGAGGCGCAAGACAAGAUCAAGGAGCUCCAGCAGCAGAUCGAGAGUGCCUCCAAAGACGACAUCCUUGUUUUCCACGAUGAAGAUUACUUUGACAGCGCCUGCCAGAAGCUGUGCCAACACGUUCAGCAAUGGGUCCUGAGAUUCUCCAAAUUUUCGGAUAUGCGCGUUUGUCGCACGACGGGCGUCCUUCGCGACGAAAAGAUUGCCGACCGGUUCGAGAAUGCCAUCCUAGACGGAACCGACGUCGACACAUAUCUCGCCGACCGGGUUAGACGAAGGGACGUGUUCAUGUCAGUUGCAAUGACAAUGAUGUGGGAGUACAUCUUCACCCGAUACCUGUUCGGAAUGGACAGGGAGCAACGACAAAAAUUAAAAACUCUCGAAAAGCACCUGUCAGAAGUCGGCCCGCCAAACGCUGUCCAUAAAUGGAGAGCCACCACAUUGACCCUUCUCUCCAAGAGACCGUCAUUCAAGGAACUACGCGCGCAGGAUACCGAGGCCGUAGUUCAAGAAAUUUACCGUACCCUUUCGAAGCUACUCCCCCCACCCCAGGAGCUAGAAAAGACGGUUCUCGACUCUCUCCGGAAUGUUAUGAGGUCGGCGGUCGACCUCUCAAUCAAAAUGCGCACUCAGCGUGCAGAAUACAUCAUGUUGCCUCCUUUGCAGCCAGAAUAUGAUACCAAUGGCGAGCUACUCAGAAAAGUCUACUUCAACGCCGCCCUCAUGAACGAACGCAGCGGCGAGACUACUUCAAACGAGGAGCUCGAAUCACAGCGUGCAAUCGUUCGCAUGGUUCUCUUCCCCCUCGUUGUCAAGAAGGGCAGCGAUGAGGGUGAUGGGGAUGAAGAGAUAGUUGUAUGUCCCGCUCAAGUCCUCGUCGCAAGGCCGCCAAAGGAUAGGAAAUCGUCAAAGGGAUUGAGCGCAGAUAGACAGAGCAUUCGAUCCGUUCAAAGUUUCCCGUCCAUCAGCAUGGACCCGAGCAACCCGAGCAACAUAAUGUGA
Messenger RNA from Arthroderma uncinatum, 21072 nucleotides. RefSeq lists its product as uncharacterized. Lineage: Eukaryota; Fungi; Ascomycota; Eurotiomycetes; Onygenales; Arthrodermataceae. Bases 1 to 21072 code for a protein of 7023 amino acids. Gene Ontology annotation, molecular function: oxidoreductase activity. The record is from RefSeq and is a predicted model, not a curated record. The transcript is spliced from 5 exons.